AUGUAGGAGUGUGGACACAGUAAUGUCAUGCAUUGAUGUUUGUACUGUACGUUUUGACCAAAUAAUUAUUACAGAUGAUUCGAGCUGUAUAAAGUGUAUACAGUGGGUUGUACAUAAUGUACACAAAGGUCAGAGGUAUGUACAUGCGACGGAUCUUCCCGAAACACGUUCCUCCCAGAGAAGCAGUGGAAUGGACCAAUCAGAGGCCUCGUUUCAUUGCAGGUACCCGGAUGUAACCGUGGGGCAAUUAGCUACGUCAUUGUUCACCGCCGGACACCCGCUGGAAAUAAGGGAUGGAUUUACAACCGAUAUUAACGUAUUCAUAACUGAUUCCAGCUAUGAACAAUGACCAUAGUUGACAGAGCUUCAGAGAAGUCUGACCACGAGUCAGUCGGGUGUAACCGAUCCUCCUUCGCCAGUGGAGACGUUGGGAUGGAUGGCAGUUGUUCCAGCAGCUGGGCAGUGGGCCCCUCCAUGCCCAAUGACUCUCCGAGGCUGAAGGCUCCAGGAGGCUGCCUGGGCCCAACGCCUGGAGCUGUUGUCUACAACAGUACACCCUCUUCUGUGGACCGGCCCAAGGAGCAAGUGAUAAGCAGUGGCGAUGGAAUUGACUUGCCCCAGAAGGUCCUGUUCUCUCCAGAGCGGCUUGUCCUAAAGUGGGCUCAAGUUCACCGCAUUGGUGCAGGCCUACAGAACAUGGGCAACACCUGCUUCCUCAACUCAGCCCUGCAGUGUCUCACCUACACCCCUCCGUUAGCAAACUACAUGCUGACACGUGAACACUCUAAAACUUGUCAUGAGCCAGGGUUCUGUAUGAUGUGCACCAUGCAAAAUCACAUCAUUCAAGUUUUUGCCAACUCUGGGAAUGUCAUUAAGCCCAUCGGUGUGCUCAAUGAGCUCAAAAGGAUUGCAAAACACUUCCGCUAUGGAAGCCAGGAGGAUGCACAUGAGUUCUUGCGGUACACAGUGGAUGCUAUGCAAAAGUCCUGUUUACCUGGAACCAAAUUGGACAGGCAAACACAGGCAACAACUUUCAUCCAUCAAGUAUUUGGCGGGUACCUAAGAUCCAGAGUUAAAUGUUUAAACUGCAAGGCAGUCUCAGACACGUUUGAUCCUUUUCUGGAUAUUACUCUGGAAAUUAAGACGGCUCCCAGUGUCUCCAAGGCUCUGGAGCAGUUUGUCAAGCCGGAACAGCUGGACGGUGAAAAUGCCUACAAAUGCACCAAGUGCAAAAAAAUGGUCACAGCCUCAAAGAGAUUCACAAUCCACCGUAGCUCCAACGUGCUCACCCUCUCACUCAAACGCUUUGCAAACUUCACUGGAGGCAAAAUCACAAAGGAUGUGAAAUAUCCAGAGUACCUGGACCUGCAGCCCUUCAUGUCCCAGUCCCAAGGGGAGCCCCAGGUCUACGCGCUGUACGCUGUACUGGUUCACUCUGGAUUCAGCUGUCAUGCAGGACACUACUUCUGCUAUAUUAAGGCCAGCAACGGUCAGUGGUAUCAGAUGAACGACUCCUCUGUGUCUGUGAGUGACAUCAGGUCUGUUCUCAACCAACAGGCCUAUGUCCUUUUCUACAUAAAGUCGACUGAUGUGAAAAAAUCUGGGGACUACAGCCACUUGAGUCACAACCCAGGUAUGUCUGGUCAGUCUUCUCCACGACCUGUGGUGAUACCACGGAUCAACACCACCGUCCACCACAACAACAUUGGCUUCAUAGGUCCCCAACUCCCACCACACAUGACCAAGAGCGCUCUCCAUGUUAACGGGAAUGGAUCGCUGAGGGACUAUGCCACCAGCUCCAAGCCCAGCACCAGCAGCAGCGUGGUAGGAAAACCAGGCCACGGACUGGCUUCUUGUUCCAUCUCCCACUCAAUCAGCCGGCCCACGAUGAUCCCAGACCAUGACAAACGGCAGAAGCUUUCCUUUUUUAUUGGCCAAGGCAAACAGAGCAGGCCGUCCUCCGCUUCCUCCUCUUACAGCCAGACGUCCUCCGCCAGCAGCUCCUCCUCCAGCUCUCUAUCCUCUUCACAGUCUACCUCAGACAUCCGCUCAGACGUUCGCUUUGUUCCGCGUCAAAUUAACCACGUUAACGGCACGUCUUGCAGUAACGGGGAUCACCACACAGGAGGGAAUGUAGCAUCGUUUUUGGUGCCGUACAGUCAAGAAUCGUCGGAGGAAUCGGACCAGGAGAACGGUGACUCUCUGGAUAACGGCUCGUUAUCCAAGGGUCAUGCGAAGGGAAAAAACGGCACAGCGGAUGUCUUUGACAGUUCUCCUAAAACCACCAAUGGAGAUUCAGGAGUGCACCAUAAUGGCAACGGAAUAAAUGGCAUCUCAAAAUCAAACCAAAACGGACACCAUUAUGGACACCACAAAGUUAACGGACACAGCACUCUUGAAAAGGUGUCAGGCAGUAAUCGUGACGGUUCAUCCUCUGUGGCCGCUGUGGUUAAUGGACUUGGCAAUGGCCAUAGUCCACCAAGCAAAGAGACACACAGUCCUUCUUCAACCCAGGCCAGUUCCUCUCAGACCAGUCAUCCCACGGCUAACGAAAGCCAGCUCUUCUCCACUCCCGACACAAGGGCUAAACCUCUGUCCGAACCCCCGCGUCACCAUGCAGCAUCCUCCGCUGUUAACUGUCCCCCUUCAGCUUCUGCUACAAACGCCCAUUCUGUUGCAUCCGGGGAAUCCACCGCUUCUCCCUCUUCUUCUAACGGCAACCCUGCGGCCUUAUCCACCCAGCCAGUCUGCUCUCACGGCACCGGUGAAACAUCUGCAGCUCCACAGAAAGACAGCGUAGACGGUGAAGCCAAGGAUCUACCACAUACCAAUGGUAUAUCAGCAGGGACUGAUAUACGCACAGAUGCUAAGGAGCAGUACCAGUCCAAGACCGGUUCUAGAGGCAAUGAAAGACAGUCUUCCCGCGACAGACUGCACUCCGACUGUGGUAGAGAAAGAGAGAGACACUACAGAGACAGGAGCCAGGAGCGAGAAAGUGACGGCGAUCGUCAUCGGUACAGAAGAGACUACCGAGACCACCACCACUAUCGCUCCAACAGAGAUUGUUUGCCUCAUUCUGAACGCCACUACAGGGACAAGGAGCGGGACCGUCACAGAGAGUGGAGUCCCAGACACUCCAGGGAGCACAACCGCGACAGACACUCUCAUCAUCACCGCUACCACCGAUCCAGAGAUGACGCGGACCGCGAGCGGAGGGGAUACCGACACGCCCACCACGAGGAGUCCCACGGCCACCGGAGGUGGCAGCAGGACAGCAGAGAGUCCCGGCCGACGAAGGACUAUCACCCUUCAGCAGAGCGGACUUCCUCGCCAGCCGCAGACACAAACAGGUCCAAGGGUUCCCACGCGCAGCCAAACGGCGACGAUCAAAGUUACAAGAGGACUGCUGCGUAUCUGAGUAAGGAGAGAGAUGACAGCUCCGAGGCUCGUCGGUCCAAAAAACACAAAAAGAGCAAGAAAAAGAAGAAGUCAAAGGAUAAAGACAGGCACCAUGAGAGCAGAAGCUCCGACGUGGAUUCUGACCGCACCACUGAAACGAAAAAGAAAAAGAAGAAGAAGAGGCGGCACCACGACAGCGACCCUGAGCUGCACAGCCCGAGUGCAGCGCGGAGCCACAGGAACAGAAGCAGCGAAGAAAGAGAGAGACGCAAGCGCCGGUACUCCGACUUUAAGGACUCUAAACACGAAAACGGUUUCUCGCCAGAAAAACGGCGGCGCACAGACACGGCCGAUGUCAGCAGUGACCAUCCGACCCGCUCCCAUCACACGCCCCCCACGAACGGUUCAGCCUACCACCAACUGAAUGGAUACACAGGAAAUGGUUACAGCCGAACCAACGGCAACUCCCACAGCAGUGAGCCGACGAAAUACUGACUUGACGCAUCCAACACCGUUUUAACAACAGCAGAGGAAUGACGACAACUUUUUGACGUGGUGCUUCUUCAUUGGGAAUAUAUUGUAUUUUUACCACAGCUAUAGUGUUUUAAAUGUUAAAAAAAAAUAUUUCCUUUUAGUUUUUUCUUUUUUUUUCUUUUUUUUUUCUGAACGGCCCAGUUGACUAAUCUGCCGUUAUUCUCCUAAUUAUGGUUAUAAAAAACAAACUUUCACAUGUUGAACAUUUAUGAUAAAUAUUAAUAUAUACUUGUACGGACACAAAGCCUGGAGCUUAAACAUCUCUGCUGCUCAGUGGAACUCAGGACUUGAAAACUUGUCAACAUCCACCACAGAUAUCCACCUGCUUCAAAUAAGAAUGAAACAAAAGGGAAAACGCCUCAGAGAAGAACUGUACGGCACCGCGUUGCAAGUUUAAGAUGUCACCAUAUCUACAGAGCUGCGAUGGUUUUUUCUGUUUAGUUUUUUUUUUUCUUUCAUCCCACUGCGAGUGGUCAAACUAACGGAGGGAGAUCUUUUUGAAUGAGAUGGAUGAGUGGGAACAAGCAAAGGCUUCGCUGACUGAUACCUCCAUGUUAACCCUGGACAGACUUGAGAACAUUUCCCAGCUUUUGUUUGUCUAAGCCUAAGAUUCACUCAGUGUAAUUUUUAAACUCCCUCACAAGAUGCAGAGAUUUCCUCUCUGGAUCAUGCCUCUCUCUCUCUCUCUCUCUCUCUCUCUCGCUCUUUCUUUUAUUUUUUUAUUUUUAAACAUUCAAAAAGAAACGCAUCACAACUUUAUAAUCAUGGCCGUGGACCAUCUGUGUUAGCUUUUUAAUGAAAACUACAGUUUGUGUAUUCUAGCGUCAUAAAAAAAAUACUGUGAAUUUAAUUUUGAACUGUACUAUCAGUUAUUUUUAUACGUUAAGAAAAAUCCUGUAUCAGGAUUCUCAGAUGUUUUUGUUUUUUGUUUUGCUUUGUUUUUAGAAAAACUUCAUUUUGACCAUGUUCUCUGGACAACAGUCGGUAAUGAGUAUGGUUUGCUUUGGGGUUAUUUUUCUUUCUUUUCAACUUUAGACACGUUGGGAAAAAAAAAACUGCUGUUAUACCUUUUUAGUUAAGCAUGUCAGAAUUUAUACAUUGUAUGAGGUAAAAGCCUUAAAAUACAUUUGUUAAUGUCAGAAAUUGUAA
Mugil cephalus (flathead mullet) is the source of this 5082-nucleotide messenger RNA. It is a transcript of the gene usp42, whose product is annotated as ubiquitin specific peptidase 42. Gene Ontology annotation, molecular function: cysteine-type deubiquitinase activity; cysteine-type endopeptidase activity. The coding region runs from base 346 to 3894 and encodes 1182 amino acids. Gene Ontology annotation, biological process: protein deubiquitination; regulation of apoptotic process. Gene Ontology annotation, cellular component: cytosol; nucleus. The record is from RefSeq and is a predicted model, not a curated record. NCBI's taxonomy places the organism in Eukaryota, Metazoa, Chordata, Actinopteri, Mugiliformes, Mugilidae. The transcript has 18 exons.